CAAACAAAGCAAAUAGGUAGGUUUCUGCGACAAGAGGCAACUACAGAACAGAGCCUCCGCUCACCUCCAGAUCAAGUAUAGGCCAUCGGCACAACGCUCAAAACAGCAUCUCCACCACCUCUUGCCUUUUUUCGAUAUUUGUGGCACCUGAAAAAUGGCCGACAUCACAGAUCAGCACGACCAAACAUCACCGACCGAACUCGACGAGUCGCAAGGCAAUGGCAAUCCCGCCGCCGCCCCCGAGAAUCGCGGCAUAAAGCGCCAGCGGCCAAGCACUGCCGACGAUGACGACGACGAUGAUGAGAAGGGCGGCCGCGAGCGCCGCAAGAUUGAGAUCAAGUUCAUCAGCGACAAGUCGCGUCGGCACAUCACUUUCUCCAAGCGGAAAGCCGGCAUCAUGAAGAAGGCUUACGAGCUGUCUGUUCUCACGGGCACACAAGUCCUACUUCUCGUCGUGUCGGAGACUGGUCUGGUCUACACGUUUACGACACCCAAGCUCCAGCCGCUUGUCACGAAGGCCGAGGGCAAAAAUCUCAUUCAGGCUUGCCUUAACGCCCCGGAGCCAGCCGCAGGGAAUGAGAAUGGUGUCGACGAUUCGAAUCAGGUCGAGUCACCCGAAGAGCCCGCCAACGCGCAUCUCCCUCCUCAACAGACACGGCCGGGCAUGCCGCCGAACCAUAUGCCUCCCAACUACAUGGCAAAUGUUCCCAUGGAUCCGCUUGCGUACUCGAAUUACGUGCAACAAACUCGAGGCGCGCCGCAGUACUCGAUGCCCCAGCCAGGCCUCCAGCAACACACAUCUCACCAGUCAUAAUGUCCCACUUCUGCCGUGGCUUUGCCUUACGCGCUGAUACCCAGCUUAAUGCGUUCGUGAGACAACGUUUACUCUAUCUGGGCAUCGUCUUUGACGCCCCAUAAUCUGCGAGGCUUUGGUGGCCAGGCGUUUCGAUGCGGUAUUAGGUGCACGUUCCAUCCUUUUAUAACAUUUACCCGGUCCUUACUCGUUCUUACUCUUCUUG
Molecule: messenger RNA, 1019 nt
Organism: Phialemonium atrogriseum
Lineage: Eukaryota; Fungi; Ascomycota; Sordariomycetes; Cephalothecales; Cephalothecaceae
Product: SRF-type transcription factor (DNA-binding and dimerization domain)-domain-containing protein
Exons: 4
Coding region: 155-814 (219 amino acids)
Biological process (GO): positive regulation of transcription by RNA polymerase II
Molecular function (GO): RNA polymerase II cis-regulatory region sequence-specific DNA binding; protein dimerization activity; DNA-binding transcription factor activity, RNA polymerase II-specific
Source: RefSeq, a predicted model, not a curated record